Anopheles cruzii is the source of this 1331-nucleotide messenger RNA. RefSeq lists its product as uncharacterized. The record is from RefSeq and is a predicted model, not a curated record. The coding region runs from base 96 to 878 and encodes 260 amino acids. The transcript has 3 exons. Lineage: Eukaryota; Metazoa; Arthropoda; Insecta; Diptera; Culicidae.
AACAACAAAGCAGAGCUCAAACAAGCCAAAACUCGGAAAGUUCUCUUCAAGAAAACGUUCAAUUAUCAGGCAAACCCGUUUUGCAGAGCCGAGAAAUGAAUCGGGAAGUGAAGUUAAUCGAAUAUUUAGAAACUUUUAACUCUUCUUAUGUUGAAGAGCUGACGGUGCCAGACGAUGCCGCAGUGAAAUACGAGAUUCUGCCUGAACCAACAUCCACCAAUGCCUCGGAGUGCACCAGCUGCAGUGUCCUACUGGCGCGGGUGGUGGAGCUGGAAGCUAAGGUUUCCGCUCAGGAGCAGCGCGUAGCGCGGCUGGAAGAGUUGGAGGCUACGGUUUCCUAUCAACACGAGUUGGAGAAACGCGUCGCGUGGCUGGAGGGGCAAGUUUCCACUCAGCAGGCGAUGUUUACGACGCCACCAGUCGCGAUGCAAGUGCAAGUCACUACCGUUCCCGCUCCAUUCGACCCGCAGCUCCCCGCCUUCAACUCAGAUGAGCUUCCGCAGCUUCCGCAGCUACCGGUGCGCUCCCUGGAACAGCUCGUGAGUUUGGAAGCAGCAUCACCACAAUGCUUCACACAAGUGCUACAGUACAUAAUGUCAAAAAGAAAACCCAGCCCCAAAUUGAAAGGUGACAAAGUUUUGAAGAGAAUAGUUGAUUUCUAUUUUGAACGCCAGUUUUUAAAUACAUGUGUGUGGAUGUGGCCGAAAACCAAAAAACCCGUUGCGUUGUCAAAGUAUAGAAACACCUUGCGAGUGUUGUACAUGGUAACGCAGCAUUACGACGACACCUAUGAGUACAAAGAUUUUGAAAGGAAAAUGUCGUCCUACGUCAAACACUCGCAAUUUAGAUCCAAAACCGAACCUCGAGGAAGUGUGUAACAAAAACAACACCCCAACCCACCAACGCAACACACCCAAAAACUGAGGGUGCCUUCCACAACACGUAAAGAUAGAGAGUUUCUGGUGUGGUUGCAACUUUCACAAUCCCUGAUGCCACAUUCUCGGACUGACAGUUUGCAUCAGUAUUCUGAACGAGAUCAGCCCCAGUACCGAUCGUGAACGUGCCGCUACGUCCAAGGAACUAGCCAAACAUGUCGUUUAGUGGAAACAUGAUCGCGACCGUUGAUCCUCUGGCAGGAAAUCGAGCAAAAGCAACAGGUUGGUGAGUGAGGGAUCAUUCUUUGAAUCAUCCGUCGAAGGUUCUCUUCCCUCACCAACGCGUCGUAGAAGUCUCUCGAUUUGAUGUAUUUACUGUAUUUGAGCGGAGAAAACGGGAAUGUAAAUAGAACAAACGCAACAAAAUAAUUCUAUUCGCAUCGGAUUUGCGAUUAA